Messenger RNA from Aspergillus bombycis, 807 nucleotides. RefSeq names its product glycoside hydrolase family 131 protein. NCBI's taxonomy places the organism in Eukaryota, Fungi, Ascomycota, Eurotiomycetes, Eurotiales, Aspergillaceae. The record is from RefSeq and is a predicted model, not a curated record. The coding region runs from base 1 to 807 and encodes 268 amino acids. The transcript has 3 exons.
AUGAAGUCAUUCCUGUUCCUAAUUCCCCUUGUCCACGCUGGAGAAGUCGUCUGGGACGGCUUCUUCAACUCCUCCUUCACUGUCGAUCAGCUCGACCAAUGUAAGACUGAUGCUUCCGCUAUCUCCACAGCAAACGCUAAUGUGUAUUUAGGGUCCUGGUCUAACCAAGUCGGCCCGUACCAAUGGUACAUCCACGGUUCCGAGGCCACCACAAACUACCUUGAACUUAGCGCCGACUUCAAGAACCCGGCCGACGAGAGCGAUGAGAAGGGCAUCCGCAUCAUUCUAAAGGAUGAUACCUCCUCCUGGAAUGGCCAAACCAUGAUGCGCUCUGAGCUCAUCCCUCAGACCGACGCCGAUCUCGGCUCUGGAACCCUGUUCUACCAUUUCUCGCUGCAAACCAAGGAGGAAAAUGCCCCCACUGCGGCUCUUGAGCAUCAGAUUGCUUUCUUCGAGAGCCACUUCACCGAGCUCAAGUACGGCGGUGACGAGAAGACUCUCCGCUGGCUGGCUGACGGCAAGUCACAGUGGUCCACUGACCUCGUGGCUGGCACAUGGUACAACUUCGCCUACGAGAUUGACUUCUCGGCGAAGACAGUUGGUCUUUGGACUUCGACCGGAGCGGAGGCCCUGACGAAGGUUGUGGAGCCUGUCAGUGCGGCCACGCAGACCGAUUCGAAGGAUUGGCACGUUGGUGAGCUGCGUCUGGAUAACGGACAGAAGGGAGGAAAGGAGGAUUGGUUCUGGUCUGGUGUCUACAUCGAGAAGGGAGAGAUCACCGCCGCCAUUGCUGGCCCCGCUGCUUAA